Molecule: messenger RNA, 547 nt
Organism: Colletotrichum godetiae
Lineage: Eukaryota; Fungi; Ascomycota; Sordariomycetes; Glomerellales; Glomerellaceae
Exons: 2
Coding region: 233-472 (79 amino acids)
Source: RefSeq, a predicted model, not a curated record
GCGUGCAAGUGGACUAUAGCCUGCGUUGUCACCUUUACAGUGUUCAUCCGGAGUGACGGCAACCCCUGAGGAGUCCCUGAGCCAAGACAACUCAGGCCAUGUGCUGGUGCUUUAUAAGACGAACAUAUUUCCAGUCUUCGAGACAACUUUUCCCACUGUCGAAUACCCAAUCAACUCAUUCGAACCAACAUCAAUCACUCUUUUUAGUCUUCUCAAGUUUCCAGUACCCAAAAUGAAGUUCUCAAUCGUCGCUGUUGUUCUUCCCCUCAUCGCGGGCACGAGCGCCGCCCCCUCAGUCGUUGAGCGCCAAUCCCCCGCCUGCGUGGCCUACAGCGCCAAAUUUCCCCACGAGCUUGUCUGGGGACAAUGGUUCCUUUGCUGCAACUACAACGGCCCUGAUACCACAACCUACCAGAACUGCUGUGACAGACAGGGUGCGGGAACUGGAAGCGGUUUCCCUGGAUGUGCUUAGAUUAAGAGCUCACGAAUUCGGUUCUUGUAAAUAAGACUCUCGCAAUGUCUGCGGGCUUUCACAACAAUCAACUCC